AUGUACUCAGGCCACAACAGCUGUGACCCAGGGGAAGAGGGGCCUGGCAAAGAGUACCAAGAGCACUUUCUCCCCCAGGAUUACUUGGCCACCUACGUUGACUUCGAUGGUGGCCCUUCUCCCAAGAUCAGGGUCCACAAGACCUUUGAUCCAGGAGGCCAAGGGGACGCGCUGAUUGAUACCGGCUCAGGUCCUACCAUCUACCAAGCCCUUGCCGCCUGCGAGUCCUUCAGAGACGUCACUCUCUCCAACUUCACUGACCACUACCGUGAGGAGCUGCGGAAGUGGCUGAGGGAGGAACCUGGGACCCAUGACUACCCGGCAGUGCGAUUUGCCUGUGAGCUGGAAGGGAACAGCAGCCGGUGGCAGGAGAAGGAGGAGAAGGUGAGGGCCAUGGUGAAGCGAGUGUUCAAGUGCUAUGUCCAUCUGUGUAACCCGCUGGCCCUGGCUGUGUUGCCUCCCACCAACUGGCUCAUCCUGCUGGCCAUGGAGUGCCCCUGCUGUAGCCUCAGCGUCUACUGCGCUGCGUUGUGCAACCUCACCUUGCUGCUCAAGCCAAGUGGCCACCUGGUGACCAUGGUCACGUUUGGAUCUCUUUCAUCCUAUAUGGUGGGGAAGUGUGAGUGCUCCUGCAUGGUCCUAGAGAAGGAGGAGUUGGAGCGGAGUGACGCUGGCCUUGACAUCGGGCAACUCCUGCACAGUUCCCAGAGCUACUCAGCCCCCAGCACUGCCAGCAGUGGGGUCUGCUUCAUUGUGGCCUGGGAGAGGUUUGGGCCCUAA
Messenger RNA from Microcebus murinus (gray mouse lemur), 780 nucleotides. Lineage: Eukaryota; Metazoa; Chordata; Mammalia; Primates; Cheirogaleidae. The record is from RefSeq and is a predicted model, not a curated record.